This is a messenger RNA of Erigeron canadensis, 438 nucleotides long. Its product is annotated as BAG family molecular chaperone regulator 5, mitochondrial-like. NCBI's taxonomy places the organism in Eukaryota, Viridiplantae, Streptophyta, Magnoliopsida, Asterales, Asteraceae. Gene Ontology annotation, molecular function: protein-folding chaperone binding. Gene Ontology annotation, cellular component: plasmodesma. Gene Ontology annotation, biological process: protein folding. The record is from RefSeq and is a predicted model, not a curated record. Bases 1 to 438 code for a protein of 145 amino acids. The transcript is spliced from 2 exons.
AUGAAAAAGGGUGCAAUCAACAAAAACAAACACUACUCCAAACCACAACAGUCGACGUCAUCGAGACGAAGAGUGACGUGGCCGAAGGUAGUCAAUUCUGUUCCGGUCCGUAAACAGAUAUUUUCAAAAGGUUUAGCAGCGCUUAAAAUUCAGAAAGUAUUCAGAGGCUUUCUUGUGAGAAAAAGCGUCAAUAAAAUAUCUUCAGUCAAAAACGCGGUUGUCAAACUUGAACAAAGGAUUAACAACACGGAAUUUAUAAAUUCGAUUCGUAAAGAUGACAAGGAGAGAUUAAGGUUAAAUGAAACCAUUAUGUCUCUUCUUUUUAAAUUAGAUUCUGUUCGCGGUGUUGAUUUUGGGGUCAGGAGGACUAACAACAACGAAACAGAUACCGAGGCUUCUUCUCAAGAAUUAAUGAGCAAAUUUAAUGAUAGAGAGUGA